AUGGCGCUCGAGGCACUGCGCUUGGGGCUGUUGCUCCUGGUCUGCUGGGACUCGGCAGCCUCUUUGAACACUCAAUUUGCUCACCCUUCAGAAUACAGAACACCAAACUGCGAUCAGUAUAAAUUACCAGGAUGUCCCAGGGACUUUAACCCCGUGUGUGGAAGUGAUAUGUCCACGUAUCCCAAUGAGUGUACUCUGUGCAUGAAAAUCAGGGAAGAUGGUCAUGGUAUUAAAAUAAUCCAAAGUGGACCAUGCUGAUGGAACAGUUCACAGAAGAGAAAUUGGAGAAACCACCUUUAACUGCACACUAAAUGAAUUUCAUCUUCCCUUUUUCUCUUUUCCUAUGUU
Balaenoptera acutorostrata (minke whale) is the source of this 348-nucleotide messenger RNA. It is a transcript of the gene SPINK2, whose product is annotated as serine peptidase inhibitor Kazal type 2. NCBI's taxonomy places the organism in Eukaryota, Metazoa, Chordata, Mammalia, Artiodactyla, Balaenopteridae. Bases 1 to 258 code for a protein of 85 amino acids. Gene Ontology annotation, molecular function: serine-type endopeptidase inhibitor activity; protein binding. The transcript is spliced from 4 exons. The record is from RefSeq and is a predicted model, not a curated record. Gene Ontology annotation, biological process: negative regulation of serine-type endopeptidase activity; spermatid development.